AUGAAUUCUGUGACGGAUAGCCAAGCAAAGGAAAAUGGUAGAAUGAACAAUUCAAUUGUAUCUGCUAGUGAUGUUUUUGACCCUGCGGUAAAUAGUAAUUCCAAGCAGCGAGCAUCUUUGGCGGAAUGGUUAAACAGUAUUCUUCCUAAUUUAAAUUUGCCAAAAAAUGCUUCAGAAGAAGAACUGAGAGCUUGCUUGAUUGAUGGUACUGUUCUGUGUCAAAUUUUGAACAAGCUGAGACCAGGGUCUGUCAUUGAGUAUGGUGGUUCUGAUUCGCGCUCCGAAAAUGUUAAAGCGUUUCUGGCAGCUAUGGAUAAAAUGAGGUUGCCCAGGUUUAAAGCAUCAGACAUAGAGAAGGGUCCAAUAAAAAAUAUUUUGGAGUGCCUUCUAACGCUUAGAACACGCCUUAUGCCAAAUAUGGGGGGAUAUAAUCUUCUGAACACUAGUGCAGCCAAUAAAACUGGAAGUGAUGCUAGUGGGAGGUGGAAACUCGUAGGAGAGCGCAUUGGAAGCACUUAUGGUUCUCAAAAGGGCGUAUCAGACUCAAAAUUCCAAAGUCCUGUCAUGGCAGAGACAUCGGCUGCAUUAAUACAUCAUGUUGGACAUAAGUUUCAUGAAGUGUUUCAGCUGAAACAAGGAAGCUAUGCAGAUCUUCCUGCGGCAAAGAUUUCAGAAAUGAUGAAAUCAAACAGUUUGGAUACUGCCCCAACUCAGUCUCUUUUGAGUGUUGUGAAUGGAAUUCUAGACGAAAGCAUCGAAAGGAAUAAUGGGGAAAUACCUCAUCGUGUGGCAUGCCUAUUGAGAAAAGUUGUGCAGGAGAUUGAGCGGCGCAUAUCUACUCAAGCAGAGCAUUUGAGAACUCAAAGCAAUCUUUUCAAGACUCGGGAGGAGAAAUACCAAUCGAGAAUCAGAGUACUCGAAGCCCUUGCAAGUGGGACUUGUGAUGAGACACAGUUUGUUGUGGACCAGCUCCAGCAAAUAAAGACAGAGAAGACAAAAAUGGAAGAAAAAAAGAAAGUUGAGGAUCAGGACGUGGUUAGAUUGAUGGAAGAGAAGGAUAACAGCACUCGUGAAAUUUCGGCGCUGAAGCAAGAACUGGAAAUGGCUAGAAAAACAUAUGAACAGCGCUUCUCACGAGUGGAAACAGAAGCUAAGGGAACCCAUGAAGAGCUUGAGGAGAGGUUGAAGGAAGCUGGGCAUCAUCUAACAGAAUCUAGGAAUAGGAUUAAAGAGCUUGAGACAUAUUCUGAGUCAAAAUGUCAGCAGUGGAACAAGAAAGAGAAUAUCUACCAAAUAUUUACAGAAUUUCAGCUUGGUGCACUGCGGGAGCUGAAGUUUGCUUCUCAGUCGAUCAAGCAAGAGAUUUUGAAAACACAAAGGAGCUAUUCAGAGGAAUUCAAUCACUUAGAGACAAAGAUUAAGGCUUUAGCAGGUGAAUCAGAAAACUAUCAUGCAGUCCUUGCUGAAAAUAGGAAGAUGUAUAAUGAGCUUCAAGAUUUAAAAGGAAACAUUAGAGUUUAUUGUCGGAUAAGGCCAUUUCUUCCUGGACAGACGGGGAAGCAGACAACUAUAGAAUAUAUUGGUGAAAAUGGGGAGCUGGUUGUGGUUAACCCCUCCAUAAAUGGAAAAGAUGGUCAUCGGUCAUUCAAGUUUAAUAAGGUCUAUGGUCCAGCCGCAACUCAAGUGAACGUAUUUUCUGAUACCCAACCCUUGAUACGAUCUGUUCUGGAUGGAUACAAUGUAUGCAUAUUUGCUUAUGGUCAAACAGGUUCAGGAAAAACCUACACAAUGACUGGCCCUGAAGGAGCAUCUGAAGAGGAAUGGGGGGUCAAUUAUCGAGCUCUAAAUGACCUUUUCCAUAUUUCUGAAAGUAGGAGAAACGUCUUCACAUUUGACAUUCGGGUUCAAAUGAUUGAGAUAUACAACGAACAAGUGCGCGAUUUACUAUCAAGUGAUACUUCUCAGAAAAGACUUGGGAUUUUGUCUACCUCCCAACCCAAUGGGUUAGCAGUCCCUGAUGCUAGCAUGCACUCUGUCAAAUCAACCUCAGAUGUAUUGGAAUUAAUAGGGAUUGGACAGAGGAAUAGAGCUAAGGGUGCCACUGCCUUGAAUGAGAGAAGUAGUAGAUCACACAGUGUUGUCACUGUUCAUGUUCGUGGGACUGAUCUCAAAAGUGGUGCUUCUUUGCGUGGUAGUCUUCAUUUGGUAGAUCUUGCAGGAAGUGAAAGAGUAGAUCGCUCUGAAGUGACUGGAGAUAGACUUAAGGAAGCACAACAUAUAAACAAAUCUUUAUCCGCACUUGGAGAUGUCAUCUUUGCUUUGGCGCAAAAGAGCGCUCAUGUUCCAUACAGAAACAGCAAGCUUACUCAAGUCCUUCAAAGUUCUCUAGGUGGCCAAGCAAAGACCCUUAUGUUUGUGCAGCUUAAUCCUGAUGCAAGUUCGUAUUCUGAAACUGUAAGUACCUUGAAGUUUGCGGAGAGGGUCUCUGGAGUCGAGCUAGGUGCUGCAAAGAGCAGCAAAGAGGGCAGGGAUGUUAGAGAAUUAAUGGAACAGAUGGCAUCUCUCAAAGAUACAAUUGGAAAGAAAGAUGAGGAAAUUGAGCGGUUGCAACUGCUUAAAGAUCCAAAAAAUGUGAGUGUCCACAGUGACAAGCGAGUUAGAAGCUCAUUGAGGAAUAGCUCUUCCUCAUCAAGCAAAAAUUCCCCAGGUAGAACUCCUCUGCAAAAUUUAAAAUUGUCUAAAGGGAAAGGUUCUGAGAAACCAGCUUCUGAUCACGAGAACAGCUUAGAGAAUAGUGAUAAGCAUUCUGAAUCUAGUUCCCAGCAGGCAGCGGAUGACGUUAAACACCAAAAGGAAUCCCACCAGCAAUCAAAACCUUGCGGAAGCGACAUAGGUCAGAAUUUUUCUGCAGAUGCUGAGAUCUUAGGAUUCAGUGAUGCAGAAUAUGAGAGAAUAAGUGAUGUAUCUGAUGAUCGUCUUUCUAUGGGAACAGAAACUGAUGGCUCUGCAGAAUCCAGUCCUUUCCCUGAAGGAACAAAAUCAUCAGAGACCAAAGACAAGCCGAAAUCAGCGAUUAGAAUUCAUCGACCCCCAAGAAAAUUACCAAAGGACCCCUCAAAUGAGUCAACUGGUUUGAGAAAGUCUUCUAGUGGGGGCAAUUUGUCAGCUAAGCCUCCCAAAAGGUGGCUUUAGAAGGAAGUAAUUGCAAUUUUUUUCCCCCCUUUUGCAGUUUGUUCACUGAUUUUGCUCUAACAUGUUUAUAUUAUGUAUAUAUACAUAAAUAUAUAUAUGUAUAUACUAUACACACACAUAUAUACAUGUAUAUAUGUAUUUUAACUGUACUGAGGUUCCUCAGCUCUCUGAACCUGUUUUUUACCCUUUUUGUUUGGUUCCCAUGCCAGGCAUUUUUGUAUUAUUUGGUGUUUAUUGACGAAAUUUGUGUUUGUAAUAUUUAUAUUAAUUCUUGAAAAUAGAUAAUAGAAUACAUCUUUUACAAUGCAUUCAAUAUGCAAAAGGCCAAACCAGGAUUUUGAACUUGUUUCACCAUUCAAUCCACCAAUCAUCUUUUGUUUUAUUUGUGCUGAACAGUGACACCAGGUGAAGUGUUUUAUCAAGCUUUUGGUUUAGUGGUCUUUCCUUCUCAUUCCAAAGGCAACAUUAAGAGUUCAAGUUCUCUUAUGAACA
Messenger RNA from Cornus florida, 3684 nucleotides. Its product is annotated as kinesin-like protein KIN-14C. The transcript has 21 exons. The record is from RefSeq and is a predicted model, not a curated record. Gene Ontology annotation, biological process: microtubule-based movement. NCBI's taxonomy places the organism in Eukaryota, Viridiplantae, Streptophyta, Magnoliopsida, Cornales, Cornaceae. Gene Ontology annotation, molecular function: ATP binding; microtubule motor activity; microtubule binding. Bases 1 to 3192 code for a protein of 1063 amino acids.